AUGGAGAUAGGGGAGGAAGAGAGGCCGCUCUGUUGUCUAGUCGUACGAGCUUUAGCGAGAGAGAGAGAGAGAGAGAGAGAGAGAGAGAGUGAGAAAGAGACGAUCACAUACAUCACGAAGACUCUCUCCAUCUCCUUCCUCCUCCGCCGUCUUCAACGAAACGAGGCAUCCCCAGGCGCCAUGAUCUCUCUCAGUCCCUCCUCAGCAAGACGGGUGUUCCUGGACGUUCCACCCACCUCUCUCUGCGCCAGCCUAGAGCUAGAACCUCCUCGCCUGCUUUCUUCAGAGUCUUUUCCGCUCUCGGAUCUAACUGGGAUCCCAACGGCAGCUGGUUAUACGUUGUUGCGCGAUCCACAUCACAACAAAGGCCUUGCCUUCAGCCACAGGGAGCGUGACGCUCACUAUCUACGCGGCCUCCUCCCCCCCACUGUUAUUUCCCAAGAUCUUCAGGUUAAGAAAAUGAUGCAUACUCUUCGUCAGUAUCAAGUUCCCUUGCAGAGGUAUAUGGCUAUGAUGGAUCUCCAGGAGACCAACGAGAGGCUGUUUUACAAGCUUCUCAUUGACCAUGUAGAAGAGUUGCUACCAGUUGUCUAUACUCCAACGGUAGGGGAAGCCUGCCAGAAGUAUGGUAGCAUUUUCCUGCGUCCACAGGGGCUUUUCAUCAGCUUGAAAGAAAAAGGUAAGAUUCUUGAGGUGCUGAGGAACUGGCCUGAGAAGAACAUCCAGUGUCUGCCCGUAACAAUUGAUGUUGGGACAAACAAUGAAAAGCUACUGAAUGAUGAGUUCUACAUAGGACUCCGCCAAAGGAGAGCUACAGGAGAGGAAUACUCCGAACUUAUGGAUGAAUUCAUGACAGCAGUCAAGCAGAACUAUGGGGAGAAAGUCGUUAUUCAGUUUGAAGACUUUGCCAACCAUAAUGCUUUUGACCUGUUAGCUAAGUAUGGUACAACACAUCUUGUUUUCAAUGACGAUAUUCAGGGCACGGCAUCAGUUGUGCUUGCGGGACUUAUUGCUGCUCUUAGAUUUGUUGGCGGAUCCUUGUCAAACCACAGAUUCCUAUUCCUUGGUGCUGGAGAGGCUGGCACUGGAAUAGCUGAACUAAUUGCUCUUGAGAUAUCAAAGAAGUCCCAAAUUCCAUUGGAAGAGGCUCGGAAGAAUAUUUGGCUUGUGGAUUCGAAGGGAUUGAUUGUCAGUUCCCGGAAAGAAUCUAUUCAGCAUUUCAAAAAGCCCUGGGCUCAUGACCAUGAACCGAUAAAGGACCUUGUUGAUGCUGUCAAGGCAAUCAAGCCAACAGUUCUAAUUGGAACAUCAGGAGUAGGUCAAACAUUCACUCAAGACGUGGUGGAAACCAUGGCAGAGCUAAAUGAGAAACCUAUAAUUCUUGCUCUUUCAAACCCAACAUCUCAGUCAGAAUGUACGGCAGAAGAGGCCUAUACGUGGAGUCAGGGCCGGGCGAUCUUUGCAAGUGGAAGCCCAUUUGCGCCAGUAGAGUACGAGGGAAAGACUUUUGUGCCGGGACAGGCGAACAAUGCGUACAUCUUCCCUGGGUUUGGACUGGGGCUAAUAAUGUCAGGGACCAUUCGCGUUCAUGAUGACAUGCUUCUGGCCGCAUCAGAAGCUUUGGCCGAGCAACUGAUGGAGGAGCACUAUGAGAAGGGGAUGAUAUUCCCUCCCUUCAGGAAUAUCAGAAAAAUCUCAGCUCGUAUUGCAGCCAAGGUGGCUUCCAAGGCCUAUGAACUGGGAUUGGCCACGAGGUUGCCUCAGCCCAAGGAGCUGGAGCAGUGUGCUGAGAGCAGCAUGUACAGCCCUUCCUAUCGGAGCUACCGCUGAGGAUAUGCUUACACUCACUUGAUGAUCCUUUCUCUCAACUCCUGUUCUUUCACUUUCCUCUUUCCAUGAGAUUUUUUUUUUUUUUUUGGUUUGGUCAGCAUCUUCAAAUCUGUGUGUGUAAUCUCACUGUUUCCCUUGUUGUUUUUGGUUUUUUUUUAAAUAUGUCUAAUAAGCUACGAAAAUUGCUGUUCUAGGCUCUCCGUUCGUAGUCGUGUAUGUUUAGCGUCUUUGUAGAAACAUAUGUGCAACUGAUGGCUGCAUAUGAUAAGUUUUCUUAUAGGAAUAUUCACGAAAUGAAACCUAUAGUACUGAUUAUCGUCUUUGUUGUUUUCAUUCUAGUUUUUCUUAACCGCCUUGAUUGGUGUCUCCUCC
This is a messenger RNA of Thlaspi arvense, 2202 nucleotides long. Lineage: Eukaryota; Viridiplantae; Streptophyta; Magnoliopsida; Brassicales; Brassicaceae. The record is from the annotation of a GenBank genome assembly.